This is a messenger RNA of Pyrenophora tritici-repentis Pt-1C-BFP, 1605 nucleotides long. Lineage: Eukaryota; Fungi; Ascomycota; Dothideomycetes; Pleosporales; Pleosporaceae. The record is from RefSeq and is a predicted model, not a curated record.
AUGUCUACCGCGUCGCCCACGCCGCUAGGCGGAUCCUCCUCAUAUGGGCGCAUGCGUGCGCAAUCUUCGAUAAGACCCCGGAGAGACUCCCCACUAUCAGUAUUGGGUCAGUCUCAGGGCUUCUCUGCGGACGCGCCCAUGUUGCAAAACAUCGAAAUCGACAGCUCCGACGACGAAAUUCCACAGCCCAUGAAGCUCAGCGCUUUGACAACUGCGCUGCUGGCACAAGGCAAUGACGUAGACUCGCCUGAGAAGCGGAAACCAAAGCUCAAGAUAUCGCGCAAUACCUCCCCAGGCUCAAAUACACCAGGGCAGGACUCUGUGACGCCUGCACCCAGUCUGCGAAUCAAACGGGUACCACUUCGUGGUGCACCCAUGAGGAGGUUACGGAGGACUCCCCAGAGCGAAGAAGAGAAUGCUCCCUCGCAGGAUCAGGAAAACCAGCCCAUCUCCGUCAAGAUGCAACCGGAAAAUGUACCGGAUUCCGUGUUGAAAGCCACUGGUUCAGUCAUGAAGGUUGCAGAGGAUCGCAAGCACGUACCACAAGAGUAUCAAUCACCCAUACAACGAUCGUCGCAGCAACAAGAGAAGCAUAUGCCACUACAGGCACUGAGUGCGAACACCCCUCGCAGACCAGCACCACCGCCACCGCCGAAGAUGUCUGUGCUGGAGACAGCGACAGCUGCUGCAGGAGCUGCCACCACAAAGACGAGGGAAAGAAAGAAAAGAAGCACGCUAUCAGUCAAUGGAAAGCACUAUUCGCAAAUGGACAGAAUAGGAAGAGGAGGAAGUUCAGCAGUCUACCGCGUCAUGGCCGAGAAUUUCAAGCUCCUAGCACUGAAAAGAGUCAAGCUCGAGGAUGCCGACGAGGCGGCUGUACGAGGCUUCAAGGGCGAGAUUGAUCUACUUCAAAAACUUAAGAAUGUGGACCGAGUUGUUCGACUUUAUGAUUGGGAGGUAGAUGAACAACGGCAGGUUCUCAGUGUGCUCAUGGAACUUGGUGAAUCUGACUUGGCCCGCAUAAUACGAAUGAAGCUUGACGCUGCCGAUGGUGAUGGCAAGCUAGACCUCAGCUUCACACGCUACUACUGGAAAGAAAUGCUCGAGUGCGUAGGCGCAGUACACGACCACGACAUUGUACACUCCGACCUCAAACCCGCAAACUUCCUCCUCACCUCAGGCCGCCUCAAGCUUAUCGACUUUGGUAUCGCCAACGCCAUCGAAGUUGACCAUACAGUAAAUGUACACCGCGACUCCCAUAUCGGCACCCCCAACUACAUGUCCCCAGAAUCCCUCGAAGACUCGGCCGGUGGCGCCCGCGGCCUCCUCAGCAAUGGCAACGGCUCCAAAGACAUGGCUCUCGGUAAACCCUCGGACGUCUGGAGUCUUGGCUGCAUCCUCUACCAAAUGGUCUAUGGCCGCCCCCCCUUUGCGCACAUCACCAACCAAAUGGCCCGUGUCCUCGCCAUUGUGAACCGCGACUACGAAAUCGCCUUUCCCGACCUCGGCGUUGGUGAAGUCCGCGUCCCACCCGGCCUCAAAGCAACACUCCGAUUUGCUCGGCCAGAUUAUUCAACGGGUGGCAGACCGCUUUCGCGAUCCUAA